GGCCCCGGGCCGGGCCCAGGCGGGCGGCGUGAGGCGCGGAUUCUCAACCCGGAGCCCCAGCACCGCACGCGGGGCACCGGCGGUCGCUGCGGGGGGCUUCGCGGGGGCUUCAGCGGCGGCGCAGGCGGCAGCGGGGACAGCCCAGAAUGGGGGCUUUGGAGGCAGCGCAGGGAGCAAACGAGGGCUUCGGCAGCGGCGUGGACAGCUCCCGCUGGGGACUUCGGAGCGGCGCAGGCAGCGGUGCGGGCAGCCCCGGGCGGGGACUUCGGAGGGCGCGGCGCAUGCGUGUUGCGUGCGGCGGGAAGAUGGCGGCGGAGCGAGGGGAAAGCCCGUCGCUGUCGGCGGGGGAGGAGGAGCCGGUCGGCGUUGAGGCGCUCGGUGAGGAGGCGGCGCCGGCCCCCAGCGCCGGGUUCCGUGUGACGGCGGUGCGGCGGGAGCCGGCGGUGCGGCUACAGCACGGGGUGAGUGGGCUGGAGCCGCUGGCCUGGUCCGAGGAUCACCGGGUGUCGGUGAGCACGGCCCGCAGCAUCGCCGUCCUGGAGCAGCUCAGCGACGUCCACAGCGGCGGCCAGGAGAUGGUCAUCCACCGCACCGCCGUGCCCGCGCCCGCCGCUGCCUGCCUUCUCAAGGUUGGUCCAAAAAAGGAGGUAGCAGAAUGUAAAGAGAAGUUUGCAAAUUCGAUGGAUCCAACCGUUAGCCAGACUUUUAUGCUAGAUCGAGUAUUCAAUCCUGAGGGGAAGUCGUUGCUGCCUAUGCGAGGAUUCAAGUAUUCCAGCUGGUCCCCACUGGGCUGUGAUGCAAACGGAAGAUGCCUGCUUGCAGCUUUAACCAUGGACAAUCGAUUGACCAUCCACGCAAACCUCAACAGGCUGCAGUGGGUACAGCUGGUGGAUCUGACUGAAAUCUAUGGGGAGCGCUUGUAUGAAGCCAGUUACAAACUCUGCAAGGCUGACACUCCCUGCGGAGAACUGGGAGAUUUCUCCGAAUUUCAGCGACGGCACAGCAUGCAGACUCCUGUGCGCAUGGAGUGGUCAGGCAUCUGCACCACUCAGCAAGUGAAACACAACAACGAGUGCUGGGAUGUUGGCAGCGUGCUAUUAGCAGUGCUCUUUGAAAAUGGUAACAUUGCUGUUUGGCAAUUUCAGCUUCCGUUUCUGGGUAAGGAAUCAAUUACUUCUUGCAAUACCAUAGAGUCCGGAAUAAAUUCCCCAAGUGUCUUGUCUUGGUGGGAAUAUGAACAUAACAACAGAAAGAUGAGUGGACUUAUUGUAGGCAGUGCUUUUGGACCAGUUAAGAUCCUUCCUGUCAAUCUAAAAGCAGUCAAAGGCUACUUUACGCUGCGACAGCCCGUAGUCCUGUGGCAAGAAAUGGACCAGUUACCUGUUCACAGUAUCAAAUGUAUCCCCCUGUACCACCCCUACCAGAAAUGUAGUUGUAGUUUAGUGGUGGCUGCAAGAGGACCUUACGUGUUUUGGUGUCUCCUGUUGAUAUCCAAAGCGGGUCUGAAUGUCCAUAAUUCCCACGUGACAGGGCUUCAUUCUUUGCCAAUCGUCUCUAUGACUGCGGACAAACAAAAUGGCACUGUGUACACAUGCUCCCGUGAUGGAAAGGUAAGGCAGCUGAUCCCUAUAUUCACAGACAUUGCUUUAAAGUUUGAGCACCAGGUGAUUAAGCUCUCAGAAGUGUUCGGCUCUGUCAGGACUCAUGGAAUAGCUGUUAGCCCCUGUGGUGCGUACUUAGCAGUUAUUACGACAGAGGGCAUGACUAACGGGCUUCACCCAGUUAACAAAAACUACCAAGUUCAGUUUGUAACCCUUAAGACUUUUGAGGAGGCAGCUGCGCAGCUCUUGGAAUCUUCUGUUCAGAACCUUUUCCGGCAGGUGGACUUGACGGAUCUUGUACGCUGGAAAAUUUUGAAGGAUAAGCAUAUUCCUCAAUUCUUACAGGAAGCACUGGAUAAAAAGAUUGAGAGCUGUGGUUCUACUUACUUCUGGCGGUUUAAGCUAUUUCUCCUGCGGAUUUUGUACCAGUCUAUGCAGAAAGCUCCUUCAGAGGUCAUGUGGAGACCUUCACACGAGGAUGCAAAAAUCUUGAUAUCAGAUUCCCCUGGGAUGGGCAGCACCGAAGAUGAUCAGGAGGAAGGAACUUCUAAACAAGCCGGCAAGCAGAGCCUGUGUGACACAGGCAAAGGUACGGACAUAGAUGACACUGCAGAUGAUUCUCUUCCUCAGUCAAGUGAUGUAGGAGGCCGUGAGCCAAUGGAAGAAAAGCUUCUUGAAAUACAGGCACAGAUUGAGGCAGUAGAAAUGCACUUGACACGGGAACACAUGAAACGGGUGCUGGGAGAAGUUUAUCUACACACGUGGAUUACAGAAAACACCAGUAUUCCCACCAGAGGAGUCUGUGACUUCUUAAUGUCCGAUGAUGGCUAUGAUGACAGAACAGCACGAGUGCUGAUUGGGCAUAUCUUAAAGAAAAUGAACAAACAGACUUUUCCAGAGCACUGCAGCUUGUGUAAAGAGAUCCUGCCGUUCACUGAUCGCAAACAGGCAGUCUGCUCUAAUGGACAUAUUUGGCUCAGGUGCUUUCUAACCUACCAGUCCUGUCAGAGUUUGGUAUACAGGAGGUGUUUGCUUCACGACAGCAUUGCACGGCAUCCAACCCCAGAAGAUCCUGAAUGGAUCAAGAGGUUAUUGCAAGGACCUUGCACAUUCUGCGAUUCUCCUGUGUUCUAGAGAAGAGCUGUGUAAAGAUGGAAAGUAUUUUCUGUGCUGCAUAAGCUCCCUUCGGUCUGGAGGGAUAUCAAGCACAGGCAUGCAGACUUUAUUGGAGCGGGAAGACAUUGUCCACAACCCUGUAAAUAGAACAUCGGAGGUUCUAGAAACUCCUUAAGUCCAGAGCCUGUCCCACACUCCAGAAACGAGUACAUCUGGAAGAGUGGGUUUAUAGAGCGGUUUGGAAAUGCACCCCGUUGAAGCAUCAGCAGCUGGACAUGCUUCAUUUCACUGAGAAGGAACUGAAGUCUUAAGCAUGCGGUGUGAACCGUCCUUUCUGCCCAACAACUGCAAUUCCUAAAAGCUAGGAUGGGAACAACGGAGCUCCCUCUUGAGUGGUCUUGGUGGGUAGAAAAGGCUUCAGCUUGCGGUGCUGUUUGCUUUUUAACAGGCACUGGCACUUGCUUCAGAAUAUUAAACUAUCAAAUAAUUUGUGGUUCUAAUUUCUUGCAGAGUGAAGCGUGUGCCAGUUACAGCCAUAUGAAAGAAAUUGGCCAUUGUAUUAGUUUCACUUAAAGUCUAGAAGAAUAACUGCCUCUUAACUGUUAUAACAGUAUUGCAGUCAGAAAGGUAAUAUUGGCUGCUUGGGUCAAAUAUGGAUCAGUAAGAAUAACUUUUAAAUGUAAUUAUUAAACUAAUAGCAAUUAGAUUAAACACUAAUAUAUAUAUAUAUAUAUAUAAAUCUCCAAUGCUCUUAAGUCUCUUGCCCCUGCUUUCUUUUUCUGAACUAAGUUCUAACCACUUCCUUGCUUUUGCCACUACGUAUGCUUUUUGUUUCUCUCAACUCUACCAACAGGAAUCACCUUUUCCAGUGUAACUCAGUUCCCAAAAACGUUACCUUAUUUUCAAUUGAACUGAGAGUCUCUCUUACACGGAAAUGGUUUUUACAGAUGUUUGACACAGAGUAAUCACUCUCAGCUGAUACUUUCUCUUUUCAUAAUAAUGCAGUAAAACCCCAAGCCUGCUCCAAACUCAAAUACCAUCAUGGCUGAGAUGUUGGAAUUGAAGUUUCCACGGGCUGUCAAGAAGCCCUGGGAAGCUAUUCUUGUAUAAACCUGACUUUCAUCAAGAGAUUCAUAAAUAUGUCAACGAUGUAGCAUGACUGAGCCGAGAAAUUUAUUCUGCCUCCUAACUCUCCUAUUGGAAGAAAACCUUUCCUUCUUUGGCAUCUGUUUCCUAUGGGGAGCAGGACAAACCUUUUCAACUUCCUAUGCAGUGUUAGAGGAACGAUACCUCCAAAAUGCGUGUGGUUCUUUGGUACAGUUUGUCUUGUUAACUUAAAUCUAUGCUGUCAAAUAAUCCAAAGUUAAUGUAUUUACUUUCUUCAGAGCACCCAUCUGCACACUUGGAUGUGUUGCCUUGUUUGUGACUCACGACACUGCUCAUUGUGUGUGAAGUCCUCUAUAGCUGUUUGGGAAAUCAAGGGAUUGUCCUGACAGUAUCAGUCUCCAGCAUGUGUGGAUUGGUGCUUACAUGUCCUUGAUUCACUGACUAUGCAUAUUUCCUUAAUGUCCCUUCACCUUUAGGAGUAUUAUUUUUCAGCUAACGUGAAGACAAGUCGACUGUCCUAACUAUUCAGUGUUUCAUGCAUCAAGAACGGUAGUGCUGUGACUGAAAAUAGUAUUGCUACAGUAGACUAGAACAGCAGAAGCGCAUUCAUCUGUAAAAUUAUUAGCCCUGUUUGUAAAUAUCCUUGGAAGUGCUACCAUAAUUGUAUUAAAAAAAGUCUAGUUUUUUAUUGCUGUGCAUUGAAAAUUGAAAUUACUUCAGUGUGUCUGCAAAGAAAGAAAAUGCAGAUCGUGAUAGCAUCUAGUAAAACAAAGAAUAAUCUUGAUACCCAGCGCGCGUGUAGGUUGAGGCCAGUUGCUGUACUUGGGGUAGAAUUUUAUCUCCUUCCCAGUGCUGAUGGGGUUUGGGCAACAGAACAUCAGUUUCCAAUAUGAGCCAAAUGGGGAGGUUUAUUCACAGUGGUGGAGAAAACAUUUUAAGUGGAUCUGCAAGUCCUGGUCCAGACAGUCCUGACCCCAUUCAUCUGUAUUCCAGUUUGGAAAUUCACCUGACUCUGGAAAACGUGAGCACACCCCUGCAGAACCAUGUGUAAGUGCUUUUAGAAAAAGAGUAUUUCUUUGAUACUGGCUUAGGAAGCAGAAUAACAUUGUGUUCUGCUUCAAUGUUUGGCCGACCAAGAGAUUCAACGCGGUAUUGUUAGAUUAAUUCCUGGUGAUUGGCUCUAACAGAUCUCUGGAAUUUCCCUGGAUUAAGUUUUCAUGCUUUAGACAGUUAGAAGCUCCAGUAUGCCUGGCAUUAAUAUUGUGGUGUUAAUAUUUAUUUUCCUUGUCUUUCAGUAGGCAGUAGGUACUCAGUAAACCAUUGCCAGUUUAUUUAACCAGAUUUAUGACUGCUGGGAGAAAGGAAUUUAAAAGCCAACGAUGUCAGCUUUGCAUGCCAGUGGAGAUCCUUUAUCCCAAAGCUUUCACUUCUCACCCUGACCCAUCUACAGCAGGUAAAGAGGUACUGUGAUUAAUUUUUUUUUAAACCAUCACUGGUCCCCAGGUGUAUUUUUAACUACUGUAGGCUGGAACAGCGUAGCACACCUCGGACCAGUAACAUUUAAUCUCUGAUGCUGAUCUUACUGGUUUUCCUGCCCAGCUACUAGCUGACACUUCCUUCAGGAAACCUCUUAUCUGUCUUGGACUCAACUUGCAGUUCUAGCAGUGUGGAGGUUAGUGCCAUUCCUGGUGGAACACUGUAACAACCUGCAGGGCUGCAGCAGCGCCUUGAUGCGUUAUCCCUCUCCUUGUGCUAAUCAAAACCUGUAUUUUCAUCCCACUCAGGGAAGGUGAGUGGGCAAGGAAGCUACAAGCACCUGCUGCCAGAUCCUUGUGCUGUUUUGCCACAAACAGAACUGCCUUCUCAGACUAAUACAUAGCCAAGUUAUCCAGUAUUAAGGCCCAGUCUACUUUGAGACACUAAAGAAAAUAUUCAUAGAAUAAAGAUCACCAAAUCAGAGUUUCUGUAGCUAAAUUUUUUGCCCUAGGAUUUGUGAGGUGACUUAAACAAGUGUUUGAAGGCUCUCAGCCGCUUCACCAUUUGGUGGUAAGCACUGUGGUUGUUCAUGGAGUGGUUCUUCAGGCACUGCUUUGCUUCCUUUUUUCUUUUUAAAGAUUUGUGGGUUUUGCUGUUUCAUCUGAAAAUCAACAGCCAGAGAUACUGUGGUCAGUGUUUGAGCCAGUCUGUCACUGUUCUUGAUAAAUAGCUUCUGAUAGCAUUUAAGAUUUGCUAGUCAUGCUGAUUACAGGAGUUUAUCCCUCUCCCAGUGGGAUGAAGAAAUCCAGGCUAAUCCAGGUCUGAUGGAUUAGCAGAACGGCUCUGGACUUCACCUCAGUGCCUUGGUGCUCUGUGCCAUUUCUUUGAAUGAAGGUGAAAGUUUGGGGUCAUGACUCUGUCUUGGGUCUCCAAACCACCUCCUGCUCUGGAAUCUGUGAUUGUGCAACUCAUUGCUGCCUUUUAGUCCAAUUCAGCUACAGGUUGGGGACUUCAGUAUUGAAUCCUCUUUCCCUCUUUUAUGUUCCCCCAUUCUCUUAAUCCUAUUGCACAUUUCUAGAAGAAAUGGUUGCUAAUGCAGAUCCACAGGCAAUAAAUAUUACCCUGAUUUUCUUAAACUUACUAGGUUUUCCACUGGCUAAUGCAUCAUCAGCGAUUAUGGGCAGCACAACACCAUUUAUUCUAUCCUCAUUAAGGGUUUCUUGACAUAAAAGAACUGAAUGCAAACAUUUAUAGUCCUCAUUAAAGCCUAAUGAAUCACACUUGUGCUGUUAUGCCCUAAACUAACAUUACAGGAGAAUUGUUUUUACAAGUUUAGUUUCUCAUAUGGAGCCCUUCCUUCACCGAGUUUGUGAGGCAGCGGAGAGCCCUGAAGGUACAGCUGCUGGAGUCUUAGUUGCCACCUACAGGUACGUCAGAGAGAGUGAGGAAGAGAGCCCAUCCCUGCUCCUUGGAGCCCUCACCAUGGAGGGGGUCAGGAUUAAUCAGUGAAGAUGGCAACAUCUACACUUUGUGCAUGAGAUGGAUAUGCAUGGCCAGUUAUAGGUGUCUACCAACAGGUUCUCUCUAAGGGGGAGGACAGUGGCAGCAAGGGAAGGUACCUCUUCUUUCUGGUCUCUCUGCAUGAGUGGAGCUGGGUCCAUCAGUGAGAGACAAGCACGGACCAGCCACGACAAAGUACUUGUCGGCAUUUUGCAUCCUAGUUUGUGCUUGUUACUGAAUUCUUUGUUGGCAGUCACCCAAUAAGAGUGUAGUUAGUAGCAUCUAAGCCUUAUCAUGUACAUUAAACAUCAAACGUCGUUCCUGCAGAACGCUAGUUGGUAUUUUUGCAGCUGGAAAUACAGGCAGUAGUGGUCUUUGCCGCAAAACAUUGGCAGUUAUGGCAAAAGUCAGAUUUCUAGUCAGUAUCCAAAUUAACUGGGAGAAGUUAUUCAUGGGAUAUCAGUAAAUAAAGGUGAAAUGCUCAAAGUGGUUAUCAUUACUAUGUCUGUCCUUAUCACUCUCUAGAAGCUUUCCGCAUCAGGCCUGUAAAUGCACAAAUCACACUGGUUGUGCUUCAGACUCGCAUCGGAGUGGGUAGGGUUUAUUCUUUACCCAGAACUGGUACAAAUGUCUGUGCAGAGAUGCCUGCUAAUUUAUAUCUCAACUGGUAAGUACUAGGUUGGAAAGCUGUUUUUUUCCACUCCAUGUGGGUAAACAAGAACAACUCGAACCUGGCUGUUCACCUGGAGUCCUGCUCUGCCUGUUGAAGGUGCAGGAAUCAUAGUAAGAUGAAGUUGAGGCUUCCCUUGGAAGUCUCAAUCCAGGUGAGAUUUUCACAGAUGGUAGAGGUCAGUAUCUGACAAUGCCC
This is a messenger RNA of Cuculus canorus (common cuckoo), 7668 nucleotides long. It is a transcript of the gene GTF3C4, whose product is annotated as general transcription factor IIIC subunit 4. Lineage: Eukaryota; Metazoa; Chordata; Aves; Cuculiformes; Cuculidae. The transcript has 5 exons. Gene Ontology annotation, cellular component: transcription factor TFIIIC complex. The record is from RefSeq and is a predicted model, not a curated record. Gene Ontology annotation, biological process: transcription initiation at RNA polymerase III promoter. The coding region runs from base 147 to 2735 and encodes 862 amino acids. Gene Ontology annotation, molecular function: histone acetyltransferase activity; protein binding.